AUGGAUACAUCUAAAAAAACAGCAAUUGAGUCACUACAUGACAUAGUGGAUGGACUGGCAAAUAUUCUUCUUAAAUUAUCUGAAAGCCAAUAUCCAAAUGAAGAAAUAUCGCACUUUGUUGGUGCAGUGGAGAGUUUGAAAGAGUAUUUUGAAGAAGUUGACUGUGAAGAGUGCCCAGCAGGGCAGGACUUAGGAAUUGGAGCUCGUCCAAUACUUCCGCAUUUAGAGAACAAUUAGAAAUAUAUAGACAUAUAUAUACAAAGACUCUUUUCGCCGUGCAUAAAAGGCACUCUUAUUAAUUUGUAGUUUAUAGUAUAGCUAUUAGCCAAAUGUAAUUUGAAACACCAAUGUUAAUAAUUAAAUAGAAAAAUAAAUAAUGAUAUAAACUCAGUACCAAACUAAAAUUGUUUAUUUUAGAUAGUCUGAAAUUCAAUCUAAAUAAAAAUCGAAGUGCUUACGUGUUUAAAUAUGCAUAUGUA
Molecule: messenger RNA, 479 nt
Organism: Nematocida parisii ERTm1
Lineage: Eukaryota; Fungi; Microsporidia
Exons: 1
Coding region: 1-237 (78 amino acids)
Source: RefSeq, a predicted model, not a curated record